Messenger RNA from Cyprinodon variegatus (sheepshead minnow), 2017 nucleotides. RefSeq names its product abhydrolase domain containing 14A (gene abhd14a). The transcript is spliced from 5 exons. Lineage: Eukaryota; Metazoa; Chordata; Actinopteri; Cyprinodontiformes; Cyprinodontidae. The record is from RefSeq and is a predicted model, not a curated record. The coding region runs from base 304 to 1113 and encodes 269 amino acids. Gene Ontology annotation, cellular component: cytoplasm.
AGAACCUUUUCUCGAUAUUAAAUGUAUGUGUCUUUAGAUUGCUUUAUUUAAGUAUUUCCCUGGGUUCAGUUUAAUGAAGAAUUGGCAUUAUUUUUAAUUUUAUGUCAUAAAAUAUACAACUGUAAUUAUUUAUUUUUGAUUAAAAAAAGAACAAGGAUUAGUAGCCCUCAACCCGAAGUCUGUCAGCAACGAUUCCCGCAACAACCAGACAUGGAGAAGACCUGACGAUAAACCAAGUGCUGUCAUUUCUAAGUGGAAAAGGGUUUAAUUAUCUCAAAUUUGCUGGUCCUUCAUCACAUUGAAAUGAAUUUUCUGCGCAAUCGCCUGGUUUUGCUCGGCCUGGUGUUCUUGGCCACGCUUAUGCUGUACCUGCUGCUGCCGUCCAUUCGCCAGGAUACCAUGGAGCUACAGGCCAAAGCUCAAAGAACUGGAAUGGUGGCAGUCGCUGCUCCACCCGGACCACCGGUCCUCAAUGUGUCCAUUCGCACCGGACAGCUUCCUGGAGACCCCCCACUGUUCUUCCGAGAAGCCUUGCCUGUGGAUCGAGACGGCCAGCAGAUACUGCCAAAGUUGCAGUUGGUUCUUCUGCAUGGCCAGGCGUUUACCUCCAAAACCUGGGAAGAACUGGGAACCAUGGCUGUGCUGGCAGCUAAUGGAUAUCAGGCCUUAGCAAUGGAUCUGCCAGGUUAUGGGAAAUCACCAGACUCUGAAGCUCUAAAGACGGAGCAGAAUCGGGUGGUCCUCCUGUCACGCUUCAUGGAGUCUCUGGGUGUCAGGGCUGCUGUGCUUCUGAGUCCCUCCAUGAGUGGACAUUACUCCAUCCCCUUCCUUGUGAAGAACAGCGAACAGCUGCGCGGUUUCGUUCCUAUAGCACCAGUUGGUACGAGAAGCUACUCUGCUCAGCAAUACAAAAAGAUCCAGACUCCCACUCUGAUUGUUUUUGGGGCCUUGGACACAAACCUGGGCGCCCAGUCUCACAAGAACCUCAUCCAGCUUCCCAAUCAUCACGUGCUGAAAUUAGAAGGAGCUCGGCAUGCUUGUUAUAUGGACAAACCCCAAGAGUUCCAUCAAGGUUUGAUCAAAUUCCUCGACAAACUCAAACAAGAAAUAUAGCAGCGGAAGACAGGAUGAUGGAAUUGUCAUCAAAAGAUGACCAAGGAAAAUUAAAAAUUAUCUGUUUUUUUUCUUUUUCUUUUUUUUAUUGAUAAAAACAUUUUGUUUAUUUUCUUAUCAAACCUGGAAAGAAGAUUAAAUGUGUCUGACAGGAUUUGAGAUAUCAUAUCAUAUGUGAGUAUUAUGAAUGUAAUAUGUUUAGGUUAAAUUUUCCGGGUAAUAUGAGACCAGUUCAGCAAAGCUUGCUGUGUGUAGUUGGAUGUUUAUUUGUGUGUCCCGUCUCUGGUUGCUUUUAAAGCUGUGUGAUGUGUUUGCUCAUAUGCUAUAACUUGGUGGACAAUUGUAAAUAUGUAAAUGUUGUUGUUGGCUGUAUUUAAAAGUUUUUGCACACAUUAAAGCAGACACCUAACACAGCUUCUGUAUAAUAUAUGAUCAUUUGGGUUAAAAAGCUGAAGCUAAGAUAUUUACAUGUUAAUAAAGUUGCAAUAAAGUCUUUGCAAUCAAGAGAAAAAAAUAAAAAAUAUGUCUUAAUGCUGCUUGACAUAAAAAACAACAAACUAAUGCAUUGUUUAUCGUUAUGCAAAAUGUUAAGAAAUACUUCCAAGCUUUUUCUUAAUGAUGCUUUUUUGUUUUUGUAAUCUAGUAAUUUAGCAGAGAGGGAUUUUUCUUUGCAACAUUAAAUUUUGUUGUUGUUCACACUGAUGUUUUUUUUUUUUUUAUCACUACUGUUGAAAAAAUGUGUUUCCCUUUAGUUCUAUAAAUACAGUCGUAUGCUUCAUGUUUGAUAGGAAUUUGGCAACAUUUGGGACAUUGUGCAAAUAUUUUUAUUUAUUUUGUCAACAUGUUUUAACUGGUAUGUUUAUUUUUAUGAGUUGAAAUAAAUGUUGAAACAUUGAAACAGUAA